Messenger RNA from Elgaria multicarinata webbii, 1205 nucleotides. RefSeq names its product P2Y purinoceptor 11-like. Lineage: Eukaryota; Metazoa; Chordata; Lepidosauria; Squamata; Anguidae. The transcript has a single exon. Gene Ontology annotation, molecular function: G protein-coupled ATP receptor activity; neurotransmitter receptor activity. The record is from RefSeq and is a predicted model, not a curated record. Gene Ontology annotation, biological process: G protein-coupled receptor signaling pathway; calcium-mediated signaling. The coding region runs from base 73 to 1065 and encodes 330 amino acids. Gene Ontology annotation, cellular component: plasma membrane.
CGAACGGGUUUUGAAGAAUGCAGCCUUCUGGGAGAUUUUAAUCCCAUUUCCCCCCUGCUUCCCUAGGAUACUAUGAGUGCAGCAGGGCUUGGGGACAUAACCCAAAGCUGCAGAGAUGACUUGGACAGCUUCUUCCAAGAACAAAUAUGGCCCAUUAUGUUACUGCAAUUCAUUUUGGCCAUCGUUGGGAAUGGCUUUGCGAUCUACCGCUUCUUGGCUUAUGAGCAGAAGUGGAACACAAACAUUGUCUACUCCUUCAACCUAGCUGUCAGUGACCUGCUCUACGCCUUCUCUCUGUUCCCCAUGGUACUUUAUUACUUCCCACCCAAGGACUGGACGUAUGGCCGGAUUCUCUGCACACUGGCCCGUUUCUUUUUCUUCUGCAACCUUUACGGCAGCACUUUUUUCAUUGCUUGCAUCAGCCUGAACCGCUGUGUGGCCGUUGUCCACCCCAUCUUUGCCCAUGGUCACAUGAAACUCGGCCAUGCCAAGCUCCUUAGUGGGGCAGUGUGGUUGCUGGUCGGGGCCAUCUCCGCACCUGUACUUAGUUUUUCCACCCUGAAUCACGUCUCUAAAAACACCACCAACGUAACACAGUGCCUCGGAAGUGCCUCCAGUGAGCAGCUGCCCAAAUACUGGCCUUAUAGCUUGUUCCUCUUGGCCUUUGGGUUUGGGCUGCCCUUCGUCCUUACCAGCGUCUCCUGUGGAGCCAUCAUUUACACAAUCCAGCACAAUCACCACAUCGCGACGAUGAAAAAGCGCAAAGUGAAAGCACCGGUUUCUGUGGUGGUGGUCCUGCCCUUCCAUAUCCUACAAAAUCUGAGCCUCAGCCACCGCCUGAGCAAGAGAAAGGACUGCGAAGUGCUUCUACACACAGCCUUCCAGGUAGCCAAGAUUUUGGUCCACUUUCACAUCUGCGUCCACCCAUUGGUCUACGCUGUCCAGGCCAACAGCAUGCAAAAAUAUUUCGGCAGAUGUUUUCAAUGGUGGAAAGAUGUACAAGAGGAAGAGAAUGUGGAACUGAGGCUAUGGAACCGGGCCCCUCCUCAGGGCCUCCAGGAAUAAGGCUGAUGUUAUCUUUGUUGCCGGCAGGCCUUACUGUUUACUGGCCUCUACUACAAUAUGGCAAGACUCAAUGGUAGAGCAUAAGCUUUCUAUGCAGGUUUCAUCUCCGGCAUCUACAACUACGGGGGCUAGGACAGAGU